AUGGAGACUGCUUUCAAGGCAGAUGCUUGCAGCCUUCAGGGAGGAACAAGCCUGCUGGAGGGCGUCUUGCCCUCCAAGGACUGCCUGGGCAUUCCCAGUGUGGACCUCUCGAAUAGCAAGGACGCGCCAUUCCUCAGGGAGGCAGUGCAAAAAGAGAAGCAGUUCUGCUGUGUGCUUGCUUGCUCUCCUUAUGAAGGAGGUGGCCAUGGAGCUGUUGCCCUGCAGCUGCUGAAGACCCUUCACAGGGCAAUUCACAGAGCGGUGGGGAUUCCCUGGAUGGCACAGAUCCCUUCCUUGCUGCAGUACCUUGAAGGAAAAGAUGAGAGCUCCCUGGACUAUGCAGAAUGGGAGUGCCGUCUGCUGCAGUUCCUGAGAACAUCUCUGGAAGCCAUAAAGAAUGAGACCUGGAAUAUGAAGCUGAAUGGCGAGUUAACUCAGCAGAUGGCCCACUAUCCAAACUUUUCCAAGGAGAAGAAUUUCCUCUAUAAGGCUGUGGGGGGAGCACUGGCAGCGUCUCAGAACAUCAGCUACAUUGAAGAACAGCUGCAGAGCUACUUGGAAAGAGUCAGACGUCUGGAACCUUCUGAGAGAGAGGGACCGAUUUCGGUGUUAGCAUCCUCUGCUGAGGGCCACUUCGACCUGGCCUUGAAGACAGUCCACGACUUUGCUGCUGCUGGGGAGAAUAGGAGACUUCCUAGGGUCUUCACCCUCCAGAAGGAGCACCAGAAGGAGAACGGAGCAAAGACAGCUGCUGCUGUCAUGCUCAUCUACAGUAAAAUAGCACUCCACGCACCCAAGCAGCAGCUUCUUGCCCGGGUCGAGACGGACAUUGUAGAGAACAUCCUGUGCCAGUACAGAACCAGCCCUCAGGACACAGAACUCAAGCUGGCCCUAAUCCAGAGUGUCACAGAAGUCAGCUGCGCCCUUCAAGGCGUUGGCACCUGUGAGAACUUCAGCUUUGCUUCGAAGAGGGUGCUGCUGGAGAUUGUGCUGGACUUCAUGAAGCAGGAGCCCCUGGAUUGCGUGGCUUCUCCCGUUCGCUACAGGGCAAUUCUUGCGGUGGAGCACUUGAGCAAGAUCAAGCCAUCUCUGACCCAGAAGGAAAACUGUCAUCUUCUUCAGGAGUGCUUCCGAAGCCUAUUUCCCCUUCCUCCCCUUGAGCAGACAAAAGAAGGGGAGGCAGCAGAUGAUGCUGAGCAUGCAGAGGCUCUCUAUACACGAUCCCUGGAAGCUCUUGCUCGCCUCGUGACAAGUCUUGAGGAAGAGCUGACCUUGUCAUGGCUCAAGGAAACCUUUCACCUCCUACAGGCCUGGCUCCGUUCUGGGAAAGAGUGGGAGAGAGAGAGGGUCCUUUAUGCCUGCACUCAUCUGCUAAAGACUUACACCGAGAGACUGGAGGAUGCUAGAGAAAACUCUUCUGAGCAGUUUGGCUCCAUGAUUGGAGUGCUGGGGCCUCUCAGCUGUGACUCCCUGGCCACAUCACGCCAGCGGGCAGUCGACUGUAUCAGCUGCCUUCUCUCAACACAAGGCAAGGUUAUGCACACAAGGGAAGUGGAUCUGAAUCACUUCUGUGAGGAGCUGAUGGCCGCAGAUGUGGAUUCGCUGCUGAGGACCUCUUCCAAAAUCGCAAAGGUUGCAUGCAAAUCCUUUUGCUCAGAGCAGGCAAGAGGCUUUCUGAAGGCUGUCCUGGGCAGCAUGCUGUCCUUCAGCCCCACUUGUGCUCGGGCAGCAGGCGAGUGGAUGCUCAUCUUCCUGAAGGAAUGUGGAAGAGAAAUGUUGCUGGAGGUGCCAGAAAUCCUGACAAUCCUUUACGAUCAUCUGCCAGCUGCUCAGCAGGGCAGCCUGAAGGAGUUCCUCUUUGAGGCAGUGUCUGUCCUGGGCUGCUAUCACCCUGAGGCAGUAACCAACAGCCUCCUCCAGAGACACCUGCCCAUGGACAGUGAUACCGUGGAGCUGUGGAGGACUCUUGGCAGAGGCAUCUUUGCAAUUGAAAUGCUCCAGUUGCUAAUGGGCAAACUGGAGAGCGCUGAAGACACCCCCGCCAGAAGCAACUGCCUCGAUGAGGAAGGGAGCGACAAUCUGGCUGCGCUGGAGCCUCUCAUGGUAACCUGUGCCCUCCGUGAGCUGGUGUAUUCCCUGGAGCCCCGGGAAAGUGUGUCUCUCCUGCUGCCACGGCUGUUUCCAAUGCUGCUGAAACAAAUCAGCAACACUCUUGGAAAGGAGCUGCCUUCAUCUGCAGGAAGAGUUGAAGACGAGCCAGUCCUUGUGGCAAGUGGUGAAGGCAGCAGUCCUUGCAGGCUUUCCAUCAAAGCAUUAGAUACUGUGCUCUGCAAGUGCAUCAGUGAGAAAUGCAUGGGGAUUCUCCGGAAGCAGAACACAUGGGCUUUUCUUGAAAAUCCCCGGACAUACCAUGAGGGCAUGUGUCUGCUGACUAGUGUUCUCCUCCAAACUGAUGUGGUCACGGUGACCACCAUACGUGCUGUCUUGCCAUGGCUGGACUCGCCAUCAGCAAACCUGAGGAUCAUGGCAGCAUCUUUCUUUGCUGAGCUGAUGAAGGCGCCAAUGCUUCAGAAGUGGAAGCUACUUCAGCCUGUCCGCCGUGCAUUGGUGGACAAAUCCCUGGAUGCCAGCAGCACUGUGCGCCGGAUGGCAGUGAGGGGCCUGGGCAAUCUGGCCAGUGGAGCACCUGAGAAGCUGAGAAAGCACAAGAAGGCCAUUCUGAAGGCGUUAAUGAGGGCCAUCAAGGACGUCACCUCUUCUGAGAUCGUGGGCGAGAGUUUGUCAGCUCUGGCGAAAGUGGUGGCAGAGCUGGGAGAGAAGGACAUUGGAGUCACCUUUAAAGAAAUCGCCCUUUAUACCAAGACUUUCUUUGAUGUCGACGAGGCAGUCCUUCGUUCCUCAGCCUUCACCUUGUAUGGAGUCCUGGCCUCCUCUGCCAAGAGGAAAUGGAAAUCUUUUCUCGGCAAAGAAAUUACAACUUCUACGUGGACCAGAAUUAUGCUCCAUCUUCAGGACCCAGAUCCAGAAGUUUGCAAUGCCUGUCGAAGCACUUUCCUGCUCUGCACUCCAUUCCUGGGCCUGCAGAAGCUGCAAACCCAAGUUGCUCUGAACACCGAGAAGAGUGCAGAAGAGCUCCAGGAAGCUGUCUGCAGUCACCUGGCCAGAGACAUGCCAGAGCUUCUGCAAAGCGUCUAUGGCACCCUCCAGACCUACUUCUGGAGCUCGUGUUGGGGGAUGCGGACUGCAGCCAUCCAAUUAGCUGGUAAGAGACAAAGCUGA
Molecule: messenger RNA, 3279 nt
Organism: Dromaius novaehollandiae (emu)
Lineage: Eukaryota; Metazoa; Chordata; Aves; Casuariiformes; Dromaiidae
Product: maestro heat-like repeat-containing protein family member 2B
Exons: 25
Coding region: 1-3279 (1092 amino acids)
Cellular component (GO): cytoplasm
Source: RefSeq, a predicted model, not a curated record